This is a messenger RNA of Planococcus citri (citrus mealybug), 1555 nucleotides long. RefSeq names its product protoporphyrinogen oxidase (gene Ppox). NCBI's taxonomy places the organism in Eukaryota, Metazoa, Arthropoda, Insecta, Hemiptera, Pseudococcidae. Gene Ontology annotation, molecular function: protoporphyrinogen oxidase activity, oxygen as acceptor. The record is from RefSeq and is a predicted model, not a curated record. Bases 118 to 1518 code for a protein of 466 amino acids. Gene Ontology annotation, biological process: porphyrin-containing compound biosynthetic process. The transcript has 2 exons.
UGAAACCAAAACAUCGUGACCGUCAAUUGAUAACAACGAACUGAUAAGUAACAAGAAAUUUGAAAUUUUCGAAAUUUGUUAGCUAAACAUGUGCUAGUUUUUCAUAAAUUAUUCGAAAUGACAGUUGUAAUCCUCGGUGGAGGAAUCGGUGGCCUUUCAGCAGCUCAUUAUUUAUUGAAAAACACCAAACACAAAAUACUUCUAUUGGAAGCAUCGAGCCGGCUCGGAGGUUGGAUUCGUUCAGAGAAACAAGAUAAUGGAUUGAUUUUCGAACAAGGCCCUAGGACUCUUCGACCGAAAGGAGAAUCUGGUGCGAAUACUUUAAACUUGAUAGAAGAUCUUAAACUAUCCGAUCAAUUGAAACCAAUUUUACCAAGUCACGCUGCCUCUAAAAACAGAUACGUUUAUGUCAACGGUAAAUUACACGCGUUACCAUCAUCAUUUUCAGCAAUAUUCAAAAAAUUACCACCGUUUUCGAAACCACUAAUCAAUGCUUUAGUUCACGAUUAUAAAUCGCCGAUAAAACGUAUCGAUGAUGAAAGUAUAUACGACUUCGUUGAGAGGCGUUUUGGUAAAGAGAUCGCCGAUUAUGCCAUCAGCCCUUUGAUAUGCGGCGUAUGUGGUGGCGAUGCUAAAAGAAUAUCAGUUCGAUUUCUAAUGAAAGAUUUAUUCGAUAAGGAACAGAAUUACGGUUACGUUCUCAAAGGUUUACUUUGGCAAUUAUUUCAGAAAAAACAACGAUAUCAUCGCGGUGAUUUAGCCAAGAAGGCACAGAGAAAAGAAAAAUGGAGCUCGUAUGCUUUUCAGAAUGGUAUGGAAGUGUUACCUCAAACCUUAGCUGAGGAGAUAGAAAAAAGUAAUGUAACCGUUAUGAAAGAUUCUCCUGUCGUCAAGUUGAGUUUCAAGAAGAAAGUCAUUUCGACCGAGAAAGAAGAAAUACCAUUCGAACAUUUGAUCAGCACGAUUCCAUCGUAUACAGUUGGUAAAUUGGUUAGAGAUGAGCACUAUCCUAUGUCAAAAGAACUACUCAAAAUUCCAUACGCUUCGAUCAUUACUGUAAAUUUAGCGUAUUCCAAAAAACUGCUCAAUAUCGAUGGAUUUGGAUUUCUCGUUCCUCCCAGCGAACAAUUGCCUAUUUUAGGUAUCGUAUUUGACAGCUGUUAUGCUCCUUUCGAAGAUUGGACUGUACUUACUGUUAUGAUGGGCGGACAUGCGUUUAAUUCGUUUUUCAAAGAUAAUUGUUCGGAAGACUAUGUUCUCAAAACUGCUACCAAAUACGUUGCUGAUAUUUUGAAAAUCCAGUCGUCGCCUGAUGUGUAUAAAAUUAAUGUUUUGAGAGAUUGUAUACCUCAACAAACGAUUGGACAUUACCAUAGAGUGGAUUCAAUAGAAAGUUACGCGGAGUUUUAUAACUUACCGUUGUAUUUAGUUGGUACUGCUUAUAGAGGUACUGGUAUUAAUGACACUAUACUUUCUGCUAAAAAUGCAGCUCAAAGUAUAGCCAAAUUAAAUCAGUGAUUGUUAGUUGAUUUUUAUUAAAAAUUAUAACGUUGAA